Messenger RNA from Pseudophryne corroboree (corroboree frog), 2956 nucleotides. It is a transcript of the gene PCP2, whose product is annotated as Purkinje cell protein 2. Gene Ontology annotation, molecular function: guanyl-nucleotide exchange factor activity; protein binding. NCBI's taxonomy places the organism in Eukaryota, Metazoa, Chordata, Amphibia, Anura, Myobatrachidae. The coding region runs from base 244 to 726 and encodes 160 amino acids. The transcript has 5 exons. The record is from RefSeq and is a predicted model, not a curated record.
ACUGUAUGUGUCUGUGAUCUUGAGCCUGCACUACUUAGAGGUGAAGUCCUGUCCGCAGCCGAGUACCAGUGAACAAUGGUUGUUAUAGGUGAAGUACUCAGCAAGUCAGAAUUAUGCUCUCCUCUGCUUUUCGGUCUGGCGCUGGAGUAGGAAUGAUCUGUGCGUCAUGUCAGACAUACACAUGCGCCAUCUGGACCACCAUGCUGCCUCUCUUAUCACUGACAAGCUGGCUGGCUGCACUUCAUGGGACCAAUGUGUGCUCUACUUCCGCCGCCACACACACGUGUCUUGGAAAUCACUCAGGAGCAAGAAGGUUUUUUUAACCUCCUUACCCACGUCCAGGGAACAAGGAUGGAUGAGCAGCGAUGCAACAUCCAGAUUGUGCACAGCAAAGGGGAGCAGGACGGAAAGAACAGUGCUCCAGUCACCCCACCACCUGAGAUGAACCUCCUGAUGGACAUGUUGGCUCAGUCACAAAGCCGGAGACUGGACGACCAGAGAGCGGAGUUCAUUCAGUCUGCACCGUUCCCUGACACUAUGCCCACCCGCAGGCAGUCCCAUGACAACGGGGGUGUAAAGGAUGCCGAAGUUCCUGCAGUUCCCGGAUCCCAGAUGGGUGUCCCCAUUUCAUCUGGGGAUGAUUAUUUCAGCUUCAUCAAUCAAGUCCACAGUCGGCAUCUUGAGAAACAUUUGAAGAAUCCAGGGGGACGAAACCAGAAAUCCUAGAGGCCAUCUUCAUACCUGAUCUGAGCAUUAAGAUUGUAUGAAAUUGUCAUAAAGUCAAGUUAGUCCUCAGGCACUGCUAACAAGGCAUGUUUUCCACAUAAUCACAAAUAAUUAGUACCACCUAUGGAUGUUUUAACAUGUAUCCGAAAGUAAUUAAUAAUACACAUGUGCCCCAUCUAGAAGAUACUGUUAGCAGUCACUGAGGUCCAGAUUUGGGAAACACUGACACAUCUUACAAGCAGUGGCGGUACUAACCUGAUUGUAGAUGGCGCUCCGGCUUCAGGGCCCAGAGGAAGAGUUUAUUAAACUAUCUUAUAAGAAACUAAAUGCAGAAAAAAUGCUCUGCUUUCACCUUCUAUUGCCAGAGAGAGCAAAUGGGCAGUGAAGGGACCAUCACGCUAAUUAGUCUGACUCAUAUGGUAAUCACUUACUUGGCACUCCAGACCAAGAAGAAGUGCUGCCUGAGUUGCCAUCUGCCUCAGAGCCAGUAUUACUUACUUGGCACAUCGCCAACAUAACUAAGCAGGGAGGAGACAUUUUUUUAAUUUAUAACAGCAUCUCGAUAACAAAGAAUUGUCAUUCUAAUGACACAUAUUUUUUAAGAAACUGUAGACCAGCCUUUAGUCAACCUGUGGUUCUCCAACUCUUGCAUAACAAAAAGUCCCAGCAUGCCCUUCCUGCCAAAGUGUGACCUGUACCUGAGUCUGUAUUUUAUUACACAAGUUCUGUAUAUAUAAGGACAUAUCUGGAACAUAUAGGUAACGCAACAAUAUGUUGGUACCAGGGCCAGAUUAUUGUUGGCGUGGGCCCAGUGUGAUUACUUGUGGAGGCCUCUACCAAUACAUUAGUCAUACUUGCCAACUCUCCCGGAAGCUGUGGGAGGCUCCCGUUUUUUUGGGUAGCCCCCCGCACCCCCGGAAGAGUAGGCAGGUCUCCCGCAUCCUACUCGCAUCUUAGUGAUACGGGCAGGAUGAAGAGAUAAACUCCCGUAUACACGAGUCCGUGGGGUGGGGAAGGGGUUAAAAUGACGCAAAUCGUGUCAUUUUAGCCCCGCCCCUCUCCCUCGGUCCCGCGUUUCCCGAUGUGGGAGCGAGGCUUAAUUAUGUCAUAGCCCGGCCCCGCCCCCCGAAGUCUCCUGCAGUGUCUCCUCUCCGGGCUUCUCCCAGAGAGGAGACAUUUAAAGUCGGCAAGUAUGACAUUAGUCAAUAAGAUAUGUUGCGAUGUUCGUAAAAAGUAUAAUGUGUAAAUACUCCCAGCACCAGACUGUAGAGUCCCCCCACGCUGGUGAUGUAGCUAUGUGUGGGGGCCACCCAGUGUGUGGGGGAGCCCCUAGGCAAGUGUUGUUAAUCCAGCUCUGGUUAGUAACUUGCUUAUCUAUGGCUGUGUUUUGAAUUGCUUGUAUGUUAGAAUAUGGAACGUCAAAUAGCCUAUGGGUGCAAAGAUGCAGCUGUCAUCAUCCUCAACUAGGAAACUUGCACGUGGCCUAUGGGAAGCACCCGGAUACUCCUGACAGGCGCAUCUUACAGGCACAUGUAAAUUGACAUCUAACAAAUUACUAAGGUUUGUGUUUGACUUGCAUUCCACACACUCAGGGGUAUAUUUACUAAAGUGUGGUUUUACAGAAGUGGGGAUGUUGCCCAUAGCAACCAAUGAGAUUCUAGCUAUCAUCUUCUAGAAGGUGCUAGAUAAAUGAUAAGUAGAAUCUCCACUUCUGUAAACCCGCACUUUAGUAAAUAUACCACCUUACAUAUAUAUCAGAACUUACAAUUGACCCCCCCCCCCCCCCAACUGGUUAAUCCAAGUGCAAGUGAGAUCAAAACUAAGAUAUGAGCAACUAAAAGAAUGGCCAUAAGUCUUGUGCAUGGUAACUCACAUCACAUUAUCACAUUAUGCAAAUUACCUUAUCACUGACUCUUACUCAUGUCCAUGGUGCACACUGGGGGUCAUUCAAUUGCGGUUGUUCUUCCUGCUCCUGUUGCAGUGAUAUGCCGUACGCAAUUGUGAUUAUAUGUUAAUAUGGGCAACCCAUGCAAAAGAACACCCACUGCUAUCACAUCAGUUACGUACAGCGCCACGAUUGCAGAAACAUUAAUACAUUGUAGGCACGCAGAGCCUGAUUACCUCUGAAGACGCGCAGGCCUCUCCAGUAGCACGUGUGAUCGCAGCUGCUAAUGUAUGCACGCUAUGACACGCCUGCGUUUGCAUGACCACUCCCCAUUACCACCCCCAA